CGCACUGGCACCCACAUGUCAGCCUUUCUCUGUAUUAAAGGAUUUUAAUUGAAAGCUUCCGCCUUGUGCCAGCUUUUGUACAGGUAAUUGUUGAAGACUUGUGACUAAAAGGCCAUCUCACUCUGCAAUCAGAUGACAUCACAUGAAGGCUGGCAACCUUUCCAAAAAAGGAUUACUGAGGAAAAGUCUUGAGGGGAAAAAACUGAAGAAAAGCCUCCACCUGGAUGCCUCUUGUACUCUGACCUCACCUGGCUUAUCUCUUAGACAGAAAGGACUUUCACCAGCAACACACCUGGAGAGGCUGACAAUGCAACAGGGAGUGGACACAGGGACGGAUUAGCACCUAAGAAAAAGCAGGGAAAAGAUCAAAACAACUGCCUAAGAAGCAGCAAAAAACAAAGCUGCACAAUCAGGUCUACUCAGUAACUGCUGAACAAGCCUGAUCAUGUCAAGGAAGAGUAUGCCAGGUUGUGCAGGUAGACACCGCUUACUCUCCUGACAGAGACGUGUGUGCAUGUGUGGGAUUCAGCUCUGCUGUAUUUGCUCAAGAAGAUGACAUUAUGCUUUUAAGCUUCAACACUACCUGAGGAGUCACUGUCGAAUUGAGGAGCUACAAAAGGAUUCACUCAUAAAAAAGAAACACUUGAAACUACCGUAAGCGAGCUACCAAGAUGCCACUUAGAACAUCAUUGUACAGAAAGCCUUCCUCUGGUCGUUGGCCCAGCAGGAGGCGCAAAGAAGUGCUGUCUGUCAACAUGAUAAGCCUCCCUCUGGCUGAUUUCCGCCACAUCUCACACAUCGGCAAUGAUGCCCACACAGACAGCUUUGGAGACCUGUCCUUCCUAAAAAUGGGCCACAGCCUGCUUCUACAGAGCUCCCAGAGCGAGCAGAAUCUCUUCCUGGCCUGCUCUCCGCCACCAAAGCCCCCGCGUCUGAACUUGGACGAGGCAGAAGGUUCGGAGAGCCCAGACUGGAACGCGGGCCACCAGAAUAACACUUCGCAGAAGAGGAAGAAAUGUAGCUCGAUGCCACUCCUGGAUAGCGAGGAAGGAGAGGAAGAGAUGGAGAAAGAAGAUGGGUACCAGAGAGGGAAUAAUGCUUCCAGUCAGAGUCACAGGUUUGGAUGGGGCAGCCUGAGUUCAGACAAGGACGGAGACUCUACGGACACGAGUGACAUGGCAGCUGGGCAGCAAAAGGACGAGGACAGCGGCUUUUCUUUUAGCCUCGACCUUGGCCCUUCAAUCCUGGAUGAUGUUCUCCAGGUGAUGGACAAACUUCACAAGUAAAGGAGGUUUUGCCUUACAGAAAAGAAGAGAAAUGGAUGGACAAAGCAAUAUCCUUAUAUCUUCCAUAAGUGGGGCUUGACUUUGUGAACCCUGGAGACAGAUCUUUUAUGGAGAACAAUGAACAGACUGAUGAUAAAAUCUGCCUUUUUCCAGAAAAAUGUGAUUUUUUUGUUUCUAAAACAGCAUUUGUGUAAUAACGGCUGGUGGUUGGCUGAUGGUUCUCCUUGAAGGAAACCUGCACAGAGGUGAAAACAAGGUCAAAGUUAAUAAUUGAUCUCUGUCUAAUCUUAAAGCUGAACAUUUUAACUGACUUAACUUUCGUCUUUUGCUAUUGUAAUCCUUAAAACCACACAGCACAGCACUGGAAACGGCUGUAAAGACUUAAGAGUGUUGUGUUUAAGUAAAGAAAAGCUGCGGCUGGAAUCCAAGGUCCUUGAGCUGCAAUGUCUUGGCUCUUGGCGUGCCUGCCAAUCUAUUGUGUGCACAGGGCAAUUUCUUCUCCGCACGCAUCCCAGAGGCCCCACUCUAAGGUAGACCAAGGUACCCCCAAUCUCUCAUUCCCAACAAUGCAGUGAAAACAAACACUUAGCUCUGCUUCCAAUAAAAAGCCAGCCAGUAGUGGCAGGUUGGGCUGCGGACCAAGCCAGGCCACAGGUCCAAGACCUCAGAGGGGGAAAAAAAAAAGAAGCAAGAGCGGGCUGUUUUCUUAGCUGCAAAUCAGAGUCCGAUGCUCUGGUGAGUGGCGCACGAGAAGGAAUAGUGGUAAAAGGAAACGUGAUACUUCCACAUAUGCAGGGGGUGUCGAGGGAGGAGGACCAGAAACAUCCAUUACUGCAGCAAAAAGUCCUGAUGAGGGUUUAAACACUACCUUCUGACCAAACAGACCCCCAACACGAGAAAAAUACAUGCAUGCGUCUCACGUACGCUGUCACAUGUGCAUUUACAUUUAAGCACGCAUGGAGAUUUUUGCAGACAAUCUUCCCUCAAGUCUCGAGAGGAUGGAUUCUCAGUCUGUGCCUUAGCAGGGGGGCAAACACAGAAUCAGUCAAAUUCCUAAGUUUCCUAUGGGUAAUGCUGCAGAAUAUACGAACCACAAGUGUCCUGCUUCUAGCAACACAUUUAGAUUCUAUUCCAUCCAAACAGGAACAGCUAUGUUUGUGGUUUGUCUGCGCUUUAUUUCUGUUUUGCCAUCUCCCGUUUUAAACAUGAUAUCAGUGCUUUUUUUCUUAAAUAUAAUGUGACAAUAACAGUGAAACAUUUCAUGUCUUUAAAAAAGUGUGUUGGCGAAGUAAGAAAAUAUCUUAAAAAUUCAAAAAUUAGUGGUUUUGUGGUUCAUGUAAACAUUUGAAGGUAGAUCCUAUGAGAUUGUUCCUGAUGGACAGACAUUUAUUUGGCUUUUUAACCGUAAGCAGCCACUGCAGAGGCAUUGAGCCUCAUCUAUCACCAACAGCUGACUGUUUCAGGUAAGCAAUAGCCUUGAACUACCCAACACAACAAGCAGCAAAAUAUUUUGAGCAGUACUGAUACUGAUUAUUAGUCUUUUGUGCAACUGACAGAUUUUUGGAAACAAUGUGCAAUUUUUAUUACAUACAAAAUGUACUUAAUGUGGCAAAUGUACAUACACUCACUAUGUCAGUGGCACCCAAGCUUAAGUGUUGAUUGGCUAAUUCUGAUGUGACACCUAGCCAAUCAGAUUGUGUUGUAUAGGACAAUUGCUGAGACUGUUGAGAGUGAAAAUAAAGCCAGAGGAGAAGACAUAGUUUGCAGUGGAACCAAAGUAGUGCACUUUUAGAUUAAUUCACUGUAUCAAUUAUCGAUAAAAUAAAAUGCAACUAGGGAUAAUUGGCCAAAUAUCUGCCUUGAUAAUCAGUCAGGCUGAUUAUUUGUCUACCCCUUCAUCUAAAUGAAACAGGCAGGUUGGACUGAUUUUUGUGUGUUUGUGUCUGUUUUUUCCAUUGGAGAAUUAUUGUACAGGAUCUUUAAGCUUUUACUGAUGUUUGGCAUGUUCUGCUGAAGCAUAUCACAAGAGCAACAUCUGAUUGCAAUACGUUGUGUCUAAUAUAUCAGAAACUUUUAUAAAUGUAACUUUUUAACACCUUACUGCAGUGACUCUUCAUGAUCAAAGUGUCAUUUAUUCACAAGCAAACAGAGUCAAGUCUGAAUUUUAUGCAAAAACGGUUUACACAUUUCUAAACACUCAUCCUCACUUGUUAUAUGCUUCAAACAUGUACAUUUUCUACUGCAGACAAGCCCUUGGCUGCUAUGACUCUACUCUCAGUGCAAAGAAGCACAUAAACUGAAUCUCAACAAGUGUCUGCCACAUGACUGAUGUAAGAAGAAAGAGGCUGUAAUUGAAGACAAAUUAUCUUGUCUGCGCUGCACAAACUGUCCGAGCUGUGAAGUUUCCCGAUCCCAUCUGGUACUACUUCUCUCCUUUCAAAUAUCCAAACUUGCUGUCAUGGAGAAUAACAAAAAAUCUUGUCAUGUCAAUGACUGGAGUUGAUCUUAAUGAGAUAUUUAUUGUCAGGUACUAAAAUUACUGUUUUCACUGUUGUAAUAAAAUAAAAUGCUUUACAAUAUAGUGCAUGAUUUUACAUGACAACUUAAAACUCACUAGAGCUAUCCAUAACCAUGAAGAAACAUGAAGAAAUGGGUGUAUCUGAGCAUAACUUAGUGAUAUUCUGCCCACACUACUCUCACACAAAGAGACUGAUUUAGUGUUUAAUCUGAGAGUGAUAAAACAUGUUUGCAUUUAAAGCCAAUAUAAAUCACUGUGCCUUCUUCAUAAAGAGUUUGGUCCUUUGUUCUAUGGGUUCAAUAAAAGUCCCAUUUCACACAGGUGUCAACAGGCCUGGGAGAUCUGGCCUAAAAUUU
Cheilinus undulatus (humphead wrasse) is the source of this 4160-nucleotide messenger RNA. RefSeq names its product cdc42 effector protein 3. The record is from RefSeq and is a predicted model, not a curated record. NCBI's taxonomy places the organism in Eukaryota, Metazoa, Chordata, Actinopteri, Labriformes, Labridae. The coding region runs from base 672 to 1286 and encodes 204 amino acids. The transcript is spliced from 3 exons.